AGGCGGGGCUGCCGUUUUCAUCAGCCAGUAGCCGUAAACGUCAAGCAGGAUCUCUGCAAAGCAAAGAGAACAUGAAUAACGGAACGCACAAUAUUUACCAAUAUGAUUAUCAAGAUACCGUUAGAAACGCGUGGCGCUUAUGAAUAAGAGCAGACCAAUAAAGAGCCAGCCGUAUUUUCGGCUGUUGAGGUAAAGAAUCGGCCCACCAUCUAAGGCUUUACAUUGAUCAUUUAGGAUGGCCUGGAUAUGGAAGAGGAAGUCGGUCAUUGCGACAGGCCUGAUCGUGGUGGUGUCUCUCUUCGUGGUGGUGGUAAACUACUCUGGGAAGCCCUACGACCUGCUGCAGCCCGUCUUUGGCCAGAGCUUCAGCAGCCACUGGAUGUUCUACAGGCAGCCUCCCAAGGCGUUCAAACCCCACCCAGGCUACCUCAGCAUCCCCAAGCAGGAGCCUCUGAAGUUGCACUGUGACGUGUGCAGCAUCGUGUCCAGCUCGGGCCAGAUGCUUGGUCAGCAGGCGGGGCCUGAGAUUGACCGCUCCUCCUGCAUCUGGCGCAUGAACAACGCACCGACGCAGGGCUUCGAGCGCGACGUGGGCCGGCGCACCACGCUACGGGUGGUCUCGCACACCAGCGUUCCACUGCUCCUGCAGAAGCCGCAGUACUUCUUCGGCCAGGCCAACGACACGGUCUACGUGGUGUGGGGCCCGCUCAGAAACAUGCGCAAGGACGGCAAGGGCAUCGUGUACAACAUGCUGAAGCAGGCGGCCGAAAACUAUCCGCAGGCCCGCAUCUACGUCACCACUGAGGAGCGCAUGAACUACUGUGACACGGUCUUCAAGAAGGAGACAGGCAAAGACCGCAUACAGUCAGGAUCCUACCUCAGCACUGGCUGGUUCACCCUCAUCCUGGCCAUGGACAUGUGCAAAGAGAUCCGCAUUUACGGAAUGAUCAACGACACGUACUGCAAGACGGAAGGGUACAGGAAGGUGCCAUACCACUACUAUGAGGUGGGGAGCCGGGACGAGUGCGCUGAGUACCUGCUUCACGAGAGCGCCCCGUAUGGCGGCCACCGCUUCAUCACCGAGAAGGCCGUCUUUGCCAAGUGGGCCAAGACGCAUGCUAUCAAAUUCCUUAAUCCAGAGUGGCAGCUCUCAUGACCAUCACCACCUCUCCCCACCACCCCCCCCCCACACACACACACACACACACACAUACACACACACACACACACACACCACCACAACCUUGUGACUAGACACAGAUCGCUCCAUGCCCUGAGGACACUGUAGCACUCAGAGGUCUCCUAGCUGCACUCACCUUAGAGAAAUGAAAAAAACACUGACAUGCAAGACGACCUGCGUGUGAGAUUCUACAUGCACCUCUGCUGUGAAGAGCGUGAGGGUCCUAUGGCGGUGGGAGAUCGACACCAGCGAUCUCCGCAUUGGUGCAUUGGUCUCUCCCCGAUAGACAAUCAAUCACCAGUGUUUAGACAGAUGCACUCUACUGAACAAAUAAUGCCUGUUGACGCAACAUGGUGUGCGAGAGCGCGGCUUGUGAAUGUUUGUAUUCGUACACUGUCCAGCUGUCGAUUUCUGCACCGGAGCAGCCAUGGGAAGGUCACUCAAGCAAAGGCCAGCGAGCAGAAAGGCUGCUGCUUGACAUUCACAAGAUGACGAGGAAGUGCAAUCAUAAAUCAUGGAUUUCUCGCACUCUCUUUCUCUCUUUCUCUCUCUCUCUCUCUCUCUCUCUCUCUCUCUCUCUCUCUCUCUCUCUUUCGCUCUCUUUUAAGAAAAGCCUCUUGAAUCUCCAUGUGAUGCACCACCAAUUUGCAGAAAUAGACUGGUCUACAGUCUGCAUUUUUAGCUGAACGAGCUGUUUCUCUCAAAGGUUUUUUUUUCUGCAGUGAUCACAUAGAUGAAAAGUUGAAUACUUUGUAUGUGUGUGGAGGAAAUCUUUCAUCAUCCUUUUCAUCCUACACACAGCCUCCCUACACACGCACAUAUACACACACACGCACACACACACACACACACACACACACACACAGAAACGCACAGACACACAGAUACACUCAAACUCGGAUCAGUCUUUUGACAAAUCAAGACAUAGAAAUGUCAGAUGUGCAUCUGUAUGCUCCAAAAAGCAUAUAUGAAAUUUAUCAUUUCGAAUCUUCAUCUGCAAUCCAGCAUCACAUGUUCAACCUGUCUUCAAGGCUGCCAUUCUGUCCCAUUUAAAACGCCUGCAAUGAUUAGCGAUGUAAAAUGAUUCAUUCAUUGGGUUCAAGAACGAGAUUUGCUGGAUGAUCACCGCCAACCACCCCCCCCCCCCCCCCCCCCCCGUUAUUAAUUGCACAGCACACAUCAGAGCAAUAUGUCACGAUGCAUUACAAUCCUCUCAUCCAAGUGCAAGUGCCAUCUCUUUGACAUUAAUAGCACUAACAGCAUAGGGUGAAGUGGUGCAAACAGCAUGUCACAGCAUCCAUUAGUCAGAGGGCAAGACCACUACCAUUGCCACGGCCCUCACAUGCCUGCUGUGCUGUGCCGUGGAGUGGACUCUAUCUGAAUGAUACUGUAGCCUCUGCAGACGCAGUUCAGGGCACCUCACCUCACCACCGCUCCGGACCACCACCAGCCAUCUCUCUGAGCCAUGAAUGCCUUUGUAUGUGAUACCACUGUGUGGAAAAGUCCUUAUUUGUUUCCUUCCAUUAUUUACUCUCCUUAGUUGUUGUUUUUAUUCUUCUUUUCAUUUGGCUUUUAUUGGCCCCGGAUGAUCAAGAGGGACCCAUAAUGCCAACUGUCCACUUAGUCUUGCUGUCUAUGAUGGUGCUCCUUGCAGAUGAUAGACUUCCAUGUUAGAAUUCUUAGCUAGUUUGGCUCCCACUGAGAUUACUUUCAUUCUCACUCAUUAAAAUAAUUAUGUGGGUGAGCACAAAAAAAGACAAAGUAACUAGAUUACUUAAUUGGCAUUUUGGGCCAAUGUGCCUUUAAAUUCCUAAAAACAAGACAAAUGUGUCUGUACGGAAGUGAAUAGCAGGAAUUUAAAAUAGUUUCUUCUUCAGCAUUUUCAGUUCUUGCUUGGUUUUCAGUGUUGUCACAUCUCCCCUUGACAUGUGCUUAAACCUAUCAGCAAAUACCUUGGGGGGGGGGGGGGGACCUGUCACGCUUGUCCCCCCGGGAAGAGGCAGGACCGAAGCGUGAUGCGUCAAGGAGCGGUGGAGGCUGGCGCGGCCAGAAGGGGCUGGUAGACUGGCGGAGUGAUUAAUCAUCUCUGGAGCUCUCAAAGCUGGGGCAUGAUGCAGCCAGCAGAUAAUGCGGAGCAGCCAGACUCCCCUGCUGGGCGGCCUGCCUCGACCGCACAGGCUCCGCGCCUCAUUUUCUCCUCCUCUCUCUCUCCUCUCUUCCCACAUCUGUCCACCUGUCUGCUGUAUAUGCUCUGCACUGGCAGAAGAAAAGAGGUUCAUUAGAAGUCUGUUUACAGGAGAACAGUACAGGGCAGCUUUGGCUUUUUUUUUUUAAACCCAUACCUUAUUCAAUUCCAAUUUGGUGUAUUUAUAUAGCGCCAUCAACCAUUGAAUGUAUUGGAACGCAAUUCCCAGCUAUUUCUAGUCCUCUUGUAUAGCUGAGCUGGUAGCUUUACUGAGCCUGACUGUGAGAGGACGCUCUUGAAGUGCAAUCCUGUGGGCAUAAAGUAAAAGCCGUGUCCACAAAUAUCUCCAAAAAUCCCCUAAAAACUUUUUAGAAAUGACUCGAAAUGAUGAGCAAUGACCAUUGGACAGUAAUAAUAUGUUCAACCUAUCAUUCAGAGCUCCUGACCUGGCAGCAAUGAAUAGUGCACCUUUCAAGGGGAUCCAAAAAACUAAUUAGUGAGUUGUUUUGCUCUGUGAACCAUUUUCUGUUGAGUGCAAGGCAUGCUAGCCCCCCCCCCCCCCUAUACAUAUAUACAUACAGUGGUCUUGUACACUCUGUGUAUAUAGUUGUAUGUUUUUUGACCAGCCUGUCAUUGUGACAUUGUCUGGCAGCUCUCCUGGCUUAGUCUUCAGCGGUCUCCCUCUUUCUCUGAUUGCAAUAACAUGAGUGCCCACCACCACGACCCCCCUCCCCUGGGCUGUGAGCAGGUGUGCAGCAGCCCCUCAGCACUGCUCCCCCCACCGCAGCCGUUGCCACGUGCAUCAGCGCGGCCCCCGGGGACGCAGCGAGGACAGUCGUUUCUCAAAGAGAACGACGCAGUAGGAGAGCGGUCGCAGGAAGGUAGCUUGUUUGCUCGAAGACGUCUCGCUUCCUGUGAGCAAGCAGGCCUAGGGGCUUCCUUCAGGAGCCACUGUGAAGCAGCGGCGUCCCGCAGUGUUACGGAACGUUCUUCGCAGAGAUGGGAAAUCGCGGGUUCAGAAAGCACAUACUGCAGGAAUUCUGUGUGAAAACCAUCUGGCUUUGCUAAUUGGCACAGUUCUUCAGCCAGGCGGCAUAGCUAAUGAGUGAAAUGAGAUGGCUAAGCGCAUGGAUGGAGACAAUAAAUGGAGAAAAACAUGGAGGCAGUGUUACUUUCUGCACCGGAUCAUUUCCAGCACUGUCCACUCUCAGCUGGGAUGUGGUCAUCAGGCUGCUCUGGAAGCUUCCAUUAGGACAGCUCCUGAGAGACAUGUCAAUACAGCCUGCCUCUGCUGCCCUAUACUACUCCUCAUGGAUAGCAGUCAGUCACUGACACUGUCAGUGGUAUGCCUUUUUUUUAUCACAUUCUCAUUUGUAGCAUUGUUGUUUGUGCUACCAGCCAAGAGGAAGAGGCUAUAAAUGUAUUCUUUUAUUCUGUCUUCAAUUUUCUUUUCUUUCUUUCUUUUGUUCUUUUUGCUUGAUAGAGGUGCAAUUGUCUUACCAUGCUCAGACAUGGAUGACUGACUUCUAAUUCAGAGGUGACGGUUAUGAUUUUCCCUUACUAGACUCAAGUGCUUUUUAUUCGUCUUCGAAAGGUGCAAGGCUUAGACUCAAGCACUUUUAUUUCAUGCAUCAAGUGUCCUUUUUCUCUUUGUUGGUAAGUGUAUUACUCAGUCUAUAGUUAACACCCAACUCCUGGCCAUUCUGUGAUUCACAAGAAAAAAACUUUUCAAGGUUAUGAUCAAUAUAUCCAGUACAGUAUAUAUAAUUAUUUCCCAUGUCUGUUCAAAGAAGAGAAUGGUGCAUAAUGUUCAUGUCAUUAUGAAAAGAUCUGAAGUCUCCUGCAGACAUUUUGCCUUGACUAUAAUGUAAGGGACUGGAUUACUGAAUCUCUUUGUUAAAUAUUUGAACUUAUAUGGGUUGAUCAGCAAUCUGUACAAACGUGUGUUCAUUGUUUUUUAAUGUACUUUUAGGGCUUCACAUUCUCAUCCCCUGUGUGUCAUAAAUUGGCAUGUGAUGAUGUUCAUUUUUUACAUUCUUCUUUGUUUUAUGUGUGUUCUAUGAAUUUAAUGAGUACAUGAAAAUGAUCGAAGGUGUGUUUAAUUAUUUCAUCAAUAUCCGUGAGGAUGAAAAUAUACCGCUCCAGCCCCUCUCAUAGAUGAUCAAUGUAUUGCUGAAAAUUAUCUUUUUUUUCUCUGUAGACACUGAUAUGGUGAUAACUAUUUCAUUUUUGCCUUAUUGUUGGUCAUCAGUAGUCUUACUGGCUUCAUUAAAAGGUGGUGUGUGUAGCCAUCGUUAUCAUUACAAGGACAAAAUGAUCAGUGUUUGACAAAAAAGCCAUGGUUUCAAUUGUCCAAAGCACCCUAUUGUAUUUGUUUUUUUUCUUCUUUAUUUUAUGUUUUUUGCCUCCUUUCUUUAAAAACACAUGCCUAAAACAAAGAGACAAGCUGUAUCAUUUGAACACUAAAUAGCAUUGUGUACCUUUAAAAAUAAUGUUGUUGUGGGGUCUCAAGCAGUUCUGUCUCUGUGUUAAUCUGUGAUUACACACUGCACCUUUAAUUCAAGUGGACGUGUGCUCCACACAAGCUAUUUCAGUGUGUUGUUCAUCAUUAAAUGCUGCCGGUGAUUGAUGUAUACUUUUGUAGAACUUAACAGAAAUAUUCACCCGCCUACUCUAUCAUCGCUCAGUAUUGCCCCUCAUCUUCUGCAAUCAGCCUCCCUGUGUUGACAUUCAGGCAGUGUACCUCACGAAAACCACAUCAGGGUAUUCUGUUUAGGAUGACUACGCUCUGAAUAAAUGCCUGUAUAUUGUUGGAGGUUUAAAGGUCUGCAUUGUAAUUAGCUUAUUGCAGACUAAUGGCAAAUGUUCAGUAUUAAAUUAAGGGUCUAAUGAAGCAUAACUAAAUAAAAGGCCCAGAGACAAAGACAUACUGAGGAUGGAAGAAAGCUGCACUAAAUGGAAUAGAUUUUCUGUGUGUUUUUGGUUGUAUAUGUCCGACAUUCAAUAAUAAUGCCUCUAUUGUAUUAGUUUGAUUUGAGUCUGUGGUUCCAUCCAUUUUUUUUUGUCCAGGGGAUGUGGGUGUAUUUGAGACAGACUCUAUGUGAUCGAUGGUUAUGUGGCGAAUUCCACUCACUUCUCAUUUAAGUGCAAAUGAACCAUUGGACAGCCAAGGGAAAUGGGCUUUGUUAAAUGCUCAGUUCGCCUUACUUUGGACAUAUCUUCCCUUUCAAACAAACAUAACCUUCACUCCUUCAUUCUCUGGAUUUAUACUGUGAUUUUUCCUGAAAUGCGUCGUCCAGAAUUUUAAGUCUUACAGAAAGUCAAUUUUGCCACUCUCCUCUGGGAUUCUGUAGCUUAUUAGAGCUGACUGGUUAGGACGAUGUGGAUGCAUGUGGUAUUAGAUUAGUGGCUACCUUCAUUAUCAAAGACACAUUUCAGCUGGAAGGUUCUAGUGCCCCUCUGCCCUUAACAGAACAGAUGGCACUACCAUAUGUACUUAAGUACCACCUAGGCCUUUGGAUUGGGCUCCUGUCAACAUAAACAGAUAAACAGAGCCAUGAGAUUUUGGGCCAGUUAGAAAAAGAGGAUGUUUCCAAAAUUGUCAGAGGACAAAGUCACCCAGCAUCUGUUCUCCUUGUGGACGCACAGUACUCUCUGAAGCACAAUUAAGUGUAAAAAUAAAAAACCAUUUUGCCAAUGUUUUGCAAUGAUUUCCCCCACUUUCUCAGACAUAUCUUUUGAAAGUAUCUGUUAUGUUUACAUCUUUGGAUGGUGGUAUGCUGCUCCUGCUGAAGCUGAUUUCAGUGUUUUGUCAUUUUAUUAUUAUUUGUAUUACUUUUUUGUCUUAAACUUUCCUUGUGUUUUGUGCAGUAAACUCAUUCUAUCACAUGCAUUUUUGUACUCUCUGUCAGCCUAAUGUUCACAAUGAAUAAAUGAUAUUAAACUGUU
This is a messenger RNA of Clupea harengus (Atlantic herring), 7313 nucleotides long. It is a transcript of the gene st6galnac3, whose product is annotated as ST6 (alpha-N-acetyl-neuraminyl-2,3-beta-galactosyl-1,3)-N-acetylgalactosaminide alpha-2,6-sialyltransferase 3. The record is from RefSeq and is a predicted model, not a curated record. Gene Ontology annotation, biological process: ganglioside biosynthetic process; oligosaccharide metabolic process. Lineage: Eukaryota; Metazoa; Chordata; Actinopteri; Clupeiformes; Clupeidae. Gene Ontology annotation, molecular function: alpha-N-acetylgalactosaminide alpha-2,6-sialyltransferase activity.